AUGUUGAACCCCAAAACCCACGACAGGGAGUUCUUUGGCGCCUUCGGAGCCUCCUCCAUCAUCGUGUUCUUGCCGCUCGUGGUCAGCAUCUUUUCGUUCUUGGUCAAUGACAAGUACUCGCUUCAGGGCGUGUCGUUAGACUUGAACAGACUCCAACAAAUCGUGCCCUCGUCCACCCAGGAAUGGUACGACUUGGCAUUCGAUGCCAGCUCCUGGAAGGCGUACCUUGCUUGGUUCUUUGGCCUCGUUGUUUUCGACAAGAUCUCGCCUUCUAAACAGAUGGACGGGACUGUCUUACGCGACGGCACCGUGUUGAAGUACAACAUCAACGGUGUCUACGUGGCUGGAACCUUGUUGGCCAUUCUCGCUGCCCGUGCCUACAGAUUCAACCUUAAUCUCCCCGAAUUGCACUUCAUCUACACCCACCAGCUCCAGUUGACGCUUGUAACCAUCAUUUUCUCCUUUGCUAUGUCUGUGUUUGUCUACGUGUGCUCAUUUAUUCCCACCACCAAGCCCAAUGGCGUGGGUACCAGAGAGAGAAUCCUCGCCAAGGGAGGUAACUCUGGAAAUCCCAUCUACGACUUCUACAUCGGACGUGAGUUGAACCCACGCAUCGGCUCGUGGGACAUCAAGAUGUUCUGUGAGUUGAAGCCUGGUAUGUUGCUCUGGAUGUUGAUCAAUUUGUCCUGCCUCCACCAACAAUACCAUGCACAGGGCCAGGUGACGGACUCGCUUGUGUUGGUCAACUUUGUCCAGCUCUUCUACGUGUUGGACGGCGUGCUCAACGAAGAAGGUGUCUUGACCAUGAUGGACAUCACCACUGACGGUUUCGGGUUCAUGUUGGCGUUUGGUGACUUGGCCUGGUUGCCCUGGUCAUAUUCGCUCCAGGCCAGAUAUUUGGCAUUGCCAGAAAACACCUUGCACUUGGGCCUCUGGAAAUGUGCACUUAUUCUUGCCCUCAAAUUUGGUGGUUUCUACGUGUUCUACUCCGCCAAUCGCCAAAAAUCCGAUUUCAGACAAGGCAAGUUGGACCACCUCAAGUCUAUCAAGACCAAAACCGGCUCAAAGUUGUUGUGUGAUGGCUGGUGGGCCAUCUCCCAGCAUAUCAACUACCUCGGCGACUGGCUUGUUGGUUUGUCGUGGUGCUUGCUUACCGGAUUCCAAACACCCUUGACCUACUUUUAUGCCAUCUACUUCGCUGUCUUGUUGCUCCACAGACAAACCAGAGAUGAUGCCAAGUGCAGAGAAAAGUAUGGUGAACAAUGGCUCGAGUACCAAAGACGUGUGCCAUACAAGAUCAUUCCAUAUGUCUACUAA
Suhomyces tanzawaensis NRRL Y-17324 is the source of this 1317-nucleotide messenger RNA. RefSeq names its product delta(14)-sterol reductase (gene ERG24). NCBI's taxonomy places the organism in Eukaryota, Fungi, Ascomycota, Pichiomycetes, Serinales, Debaryomycetaceae. The record is from RefSeq and is a predicted model, not a curated record. The transcript has a single exon. Gene Ontology annotation, molecular function: Delta14-sterol reductase activity. Gene Ontology annotation, cellular component: endoplasmic reticulum membrane. Gene Ontology annotation, biological process: ergosterol biosynthetic process. The coding region runs from base 1 to 1317 and encodes 438 amino acids.